AUGGUCCUAAGAGGCGAAGAAGAGUAUCUUCGAUUUACUUUCCUGAGCGCUAUCCAAUCAAUCACCGGCCAUUACACCACCACGCCAUCUAAUUUGACUGACCUUGAGAUGGGCCUUCAUGAUUUGUGGUAUACAUGCAUUCAGGCAGCCAAGAAUAUCACCUCUGGUGAGGAAAAGCAGGAUAUCCUCCUCCGUCCCCUACUGGCUGCUAAAGCGCUUGGACCUCUACGACAGCCAGGUCCCAUUUCCGACUCGGGUGAUGGCGAUGGCAGUAAUGUCGACGGUGUUCCUAAUUCUUCUUUGGAAAGCUAUUCGAUUUGGUCUGGCUUACCUCUAUUGGAUUCAGAUCUUAUUGAGGAGUUUACCAGUCGCUACUACCAGAAAAGCUAUUAUGAUGAAGACCAGCGUGCGAACAUGGCGGGUUUUCUUGGUCGAUUAGUUUCCGUCGGUAUCUAUGAGGGAUCUGAUCUCUGCACACUUUCGUUAUUUAGGGAAACAUUGGAGGUCUCUCGACCACUGGUGGCAGAUGAGGAUGCUGAUCAAGUAUCACUGGAAGAUCUGACUGGCGCCCUCGAGGAAUUGGCUCAGAAUUCCAUUUUUGGUCUCGCUGUUCUUGCUAACAGACACAUCAGAGACCCUUCUUCCAGUAUUAAUCCUGAAGAUUAUCCACACUUAUCUAAGAUUGGUGAACUGGCUACUCAAGCCGGUGGUAUUCCUUCAUUUGGGUAUAGCAUUGAACGAUGGGACUUCUGGAUCCAGCGUCUCGAGGAAUUGUCAAAUUGUGGGAAUGAGAAGAUUCAGAGCAAUGUAGAAGGAUGCUUGGCGCCAAUGAGACAAGCAAGGGAAGAUACCGGGCUACUGUGA
Molecule: messenger RNA, 864 nt
Organism: Clonostachys solani
Lineage: Eukaryota; Fungi; Ascomycota; Sordariomycetes; Hypocreales; Bionectriaceae
Source: the annotation of a GenBank genome assembly